Molecule: messenger RNA, 1095 nt
Organism: Monoraphidium neglectum
Lineage: Eukaryota; Viridiplantae; Chlorophyta; Chlorophyceae; Sphaeropleales; Selenastraceae
Exons: 3
Coding region: 1-1095 (364 amino acids)
Biological process (GO): endosomal transport; endosome to lysosome transport; regulation of autophagosome maturation
Cellular component (GO): endolysosome membrane; late endosome
Source: RefSeq, a predicted model, not a curated record
AUGGUCGCCCUGGAGUGGCCAGCGGCGCGCGAGCAGCUGCAGCGGCCGGUGCUGCGGUCGAGCAGCGAGGCCCUGCUCUCCGGCCCCCACGCGUACGGCCCCGCGGCGGCUGCGGCGGCGGCGGCCGGCGGCGCGGGGGCGGCGGGGAAGCAGGCGGGCGGCGGCGGCAAGGGCGAGGCGCUGAGCCAGUCCGCGCGCGCGGCGCUGGCGUGCUACCUUGCAGUGCAGCGGGUGGUGGCGCUGCUGCAGCUGAGAGAGCUGCUCUCCACGGGCUCCAUCUCGCGGUCGCCGCCCAUCGCGACGCUGACCGACGCCGAGCUCCGCGCCGCCGACGUGCAGGAGGGCUUCUCAGUCGACCUCCACCCCGCCGCCUCGAUCGCCGCCGUCGUCUCGUUCACGCCGGGCGUCGAGCGGCGCGUGUUCUUCUCGAUCGCGGGCGUCGCGCUGCGGCGGCUGGACGCGGCGGCGGGCGGCGGCGGCGGCGGCGGCGGCGGCGGCGGCGGGGAUCUAUCGCUGCUUCGCAGCCUGCCUGUGACCGUGGUCGCGGACCCGUCCCCGACAAAGCCCAACGCGGGCGUCGUGCUGUCGGUCGCGCCGCUGCUGGGGGCCAACCCGACGCAGGACAAGAACGUGCCCAAGUGGCUGCACGUGCACGUGCGGCCGUCGGUGCGGGGCCUGCUGCGGGUGCUGAAGGCGGCCUCCAAUAAGAAGGGCGGCCUGCUCAACUCCAUGCGCCAGCUGGCGGACGGACACUGGGUGCUCGCGUUCGCCGACGCUGGCAGGUCAGGGCAGGCCAAGCUGCUGGUCUCGCAGCACUCGGAGACGCUGAGGGAGGCGUACAGCCGGCACCUGGCGCCGCUGACAGAGGCCACGCCCAAGACCAGCGGCGGCGGCGCUGCAGAAGCGCCCUCAUCGCCGGCGCCCGCACGUGUGGUCGGCGGCCUGGGUGGGGGUGCAGCCGAGGGCUGGGGCGCGCCUGAUGCGGGCAAGGCGGCUGCGGAGGGCGGCGAGCAGCAGGAAGAGGCAGAGCAGGCGGAGCAGCAGCAGGAGGAGCAGCGGGAGCCGCAGCGUGCGGCAGCUGGCGGGGAGGGGUAG